Molecule: messenger RNA, 780 nt
Organism: Aspergillus bombycis
Lineage: Eukaryota; Fungi; Ascomycota; Eurotiomycetes; Eurotiales; Aspergillaceae
Exons: 3
Coding region: 1-780 (259 amino acids)
Source: RefSeq, a predicted model, not a curated record
AUGACUGCAAUUCGCGAUGACAACGCCAAAGAUGGCACGCGUUUUGCUGCUAUCAAUACACCAGCUAGUACUUUUGCCACUGCCAAAUAUCGAUCUGCUUGCCCGGCGCUGCAGCUAGAAGACCAUACUGCGACUGCGACUGCGACUCCCACUACUUCUACUUCUACUUCUACUCCUUUCACUGCUUCUGCUAGACCUGCUGCCACUUUUUCAACUGCCACUUUUCCGGCUGCAACCGGUGCAACCCAUGCUCAAGCUGGCUAUGGGUACUGCCCUGGGCCUAAGCUUCACCCGAGCUGCUACUCCAGUGGACCAUACGUGAUCCCAGCUACCUCCUCCUGCCAAAAGGCUCCAGGAUUUCCUGGCCGGUGUGUCUGCUACUCUGAAGAUGUGCCUGACCCUGUUACACCUGAGCCUUAUCACCGCGAGGUUUUUGAACUAAAGAAGUCGAUGGGUGUUUCUGCUGGUAUCAUCGGCCCUAUCUCCCCUCUUCCAUUUGUGUAUGGCUCCAGAAAGCUGAUGUAUCAGGUCCCAUAUCUUGUCGAGGAAGACUGCAAGUUCUGGUUCCACGCGCCCAAUGGUGAUUAUAUGCACCUCACUGUCAAGCAAAUUGCUGAAAAGCAGUGUGCCGGCCACUGGGCGAACACUUGUACUGGCCAGCCUUACUACCAGUGUGAGCCUAAGGACAGGAUCAGAUAUGACGCUCAGGACUUUAAUGCAGUCUUCCAGAAAAGUGGGCUCAGUCACAUUGAGUUCCACAAGCGCUACCAGCCUUUCUGA